This is a messenger RNA of Ichthyophthirius multifiliis, 2367 nucleotides long. Its product is annotated as pre-mRNA-splicing factor cwc-22, putative. The transcript has 8 exons. Gene Ontology annotation, molecular function: ATP hydrolysis activity; ATP binding; transporter activity. Gene Ontology annotation, cellular component: membrane; catalytic step 2 spliceosome. Gene Ontology annotation, biological process: mRNA splicing, via spliceosome. Lineage: Eukaryota; Ciliophora; Oligohymenophorea; Hymenostomatida. The record is from RefSeq and is a predicted model, not a curated record.
AUGCAUGAAAUGAAUCUAAUUGAAUAGUUAGAAGAAAAUAUGGAAUUAUUAGGAAUAACAGGUGUAGAAGAUAUAUUAUAAGAAGAUAUAUAAUAAACAUUAUAAUGUUUAAAAAAUGGAGGAAUACAUAUAUGGAUGUUAACUGGUGAUAAAUUAGAAACUUCUACAUGUAUAGCAAUAUCUACUGGUUUUAAAAGUCCUUAAGAUCAAAUAUUUACUAUAAAAGAUAUUGAAGAUUAAAUGCAAUUAGUCCAAUAAUUAAAUGAAUUUUCUCGAACUCAAUCUAUUUUAGUAAUUGAUGGUAUUUCUUUAACUACUGCACUUUAAUAUAAAGAAAAGUUUUUUUUCGAAAUCGCUGCUAGUGCUAAAGCCGUGAUAUGUUGUAGAUGUACACCUACAUAGAAGUCUAUAAUUACUGAAGGGGUUAAAAGAUAUACGAGAAAAAUUACUCUUGCAAUAGGGGAUGGAGGAAAUGAUGUUGGAAUGAUCUAAACAGCCCAUAUAGGAAUAGGAAUUGUUGGAAAAGAAGGAAAAUAGGCUGCUUUAGCAUCUGAUUAUUCGAUUUUAAAGUUCAAGUAUUUAGCAAAACUUGUACUUUUUCAUGGGAGGUUGAAUUAUAAAAGGACAGCAGUAAUGAGUUAGUUUGUAUUACAUAGAGGGACUAUUAUUUCAGUUAUUUAGGCCAUAUUUAAUUACUAACAUAAUGAAGAUCAUUAAAGAUUAAUGUGGGAUUUAUUAAGGAAAUCUAUAAAUGGGAUUGUUAAUAAAAUUAAUGUAUCAAAUAUUUAAAAUGUUAUUAUUGAACUUCUAAAUGAAAAUAUUCUUAGAGGAAAAGGUUUAUUUGCAAGAGCUGUUGUUAAAGCUUAAAUGUCAUCUCCUAAUUUUACGCAUGUAUAUGCAGCACUAAUAGCAAUUAUAAAUACAAAAUUACCUGAUAUAGUUAAUUUAAUUAUAAGAAGAGUUUUAUUAUAAUUUUAGCGUUCAUUUAAAAGAAAUAAUAAACUUGUUUGUUAAGCUGCCUUAAAAAUGAUCGCUCAUUUAAUUAAUUAAAAUAUACUUACUGAUUAUAUAGGCCUUUAACUUCUUUUAUUUUUUUUGGAAAAUCCUACUGAAGACACAGUCGAAUUAGCUUGUGAAUUUAUGAUAGAAUGUGGUUAAGUACUCAGUGAAUUAAGUCCUGUUGGUGUAAAUGCUAUUUUUGAACGUUUUAAGGGAAUCCUCCAUGAAGGUGAAUGCGAAAAAAGAGUUUAGUAUAAUAUAGAGCAUUUAUUUGCUGUUAGAAAGACAAAAUUUAAAGUAAUUAAUUUUUUGAUAUAUACAUAUAUAUUAAAUAAAUACAUAUAUUAGGAUCAUUCAGGUAUAAUUCCUGAAUUAGAUUUAGUCGAAUAAGCAGAUUAGAUUACACAUAAUUUUGAUCUAUUGGAUUAAUUUGAUCCUGAAGAUAAUUUAAAUUAAUUUAAAUUCGAUCCUUUUUAUGAAAAGACUGAGGAAGAAUGGGAAUAAAUAAAAUUAGAAAUACUUGGAGAAGAUAAUAUUUUAUAAUUAAAGUAAAUUAAAGUCGCUACAGAAGAAAAAGAAGAAUAAAUAGAUGAGGAAAAUAUUCAAAUAAAAAAUCUAACAGAAGAAGAUAGAGCUAAUUUAAGAAGAACACUCUAUUUAACUAUUAUGUCGUCAGUAGAUUUCGAAGAAUGUUGUCAUAAAGUCUUAAAAAUGAAUUUAGGAGUUGGCCAUGAAAAUGAAGUAUGUAGUAUGAUCUAGGAAUGCUGCUAAAACGAAAGAACUUAUAUGAAAUUUUACGGGCUUUUGGCAUAAAGGUUCUGUUAACUAAGUGAACUUUAUAGAGAUAACUUCAUGAAGUGCUUUAUUGAUUUAUAUGCGACUAUUCAUAGAUAUGAAACUGCCAAGAUUAGGAAUUCGGCGAAGUACUAUGCGCAUCUUUUUUAUACAGAUAGUAUUGAUUGGAGAGUUUUCGCAUGUAUAUCGCUAACUUAAGAAAGUACUACGGCUUCUUCAAGAAUUUUUAUUAGGAAUCUAGUUUUAGAAAUUUAAUAAAGAAGAACAUUAGGAAUUUUUUUGUGGCUUGUUUCCAAAAGACCAUCCAAGAAAUACAAGAUUUGCAAUAAAUUUUUUUAUUUCGAUUGGCUUAGGGGCUUUAACAGAGCUGAAUCAAUGGCUUAAUAAUAAUUAGAAAUUGAAGAAUAAUAAAAAUAAAAUAAGGAAAGUUCCUCUUCCUCAGUUUCUGAAAACGAAGAAGAAUCUUCAAGUUCUUCUGAUUCUUCAAGUUCAUCAGAAGAAUCUUCGAAUGAAGAUAGUAAUAAGAGUUCAAGUAUAGAGAGUAAUAAAAAGAAAAAAUAAAAAAAAAAAUGA